This is a messenger RNA of Mangifera indica (mango), 1389 nucleotides long. RefSeq lists its product as uncharacterized. The transcript is spliced from 4 exons. Gene Ontology annotation, biological process: negative gravitropism; response to red or far red light. NCBI's taxonomy places the organism in Eukaryota, Viridiplantae, Streptophyta, Magnoliopsida, Sapindales, Anacardiaceae. The record is from RefSeq and is a predicted model, not a curated record. The coding region runs from base 202 to 1212 and encodes 336 amino acids.
GCAGAAAAAGAAAACAUCAGCUGCCGUCUUCCAUAGUUCUUAACAUUUUCAUUUUCCAGAGGCGCAUAUAUUUUCUGCUGCAGUCAAGCCCAUCCGAUUCUUCUGCUUUCCUCAAAUCACAAGUAAAUGGUUUAUCAAAAUAAGGGCUUUGUUGGUUCAGAUUGUUGAUUCGAGUUUCAACUCUUUAUUAGAGGAAAGUGAAUGGCAUCAGAGGAAAAUUUGGACUUCUCAAAUCUGAGGUCUCUGCUUACCAGGCCAGAACAAAGGCCAUCAACAGAAGAGAUUUUUGAGAGGAACCUUAUCAAGUUAAAGGAAGGUAUCAAGGGUUCUGAUGGAGACACAGAGAAGGAAUUAGAAGUUCUUUGGCGACGGCUAAAAACUACUGCAAAGGUGUUGACUUUCUUGAAAUCAAAAGCAAGAAUCAUGGCUAUCCCUGAUUUAGCCCAGACAUCAUGCGGCAUCAAACAAUUAGAAGGGGUUGGUCUUGUUGACAAAAAUGGUACACCUUUAUCUGGUUGGUCCAGGAAUGUUGAUCUAUCGUCAUUUGAUGGUCCUGAUGAAGAGACAUGGAUUGGAAUUAGUAAGCAGCAAGGUUCUAUUGAUGAACAGGAUGGAGCCUAUACUGUUGAAUUACUCAAGUCUGUUCAGAUGGUCACAGUUGUUAUGGAAACUCUUGUUAAGAGGGUUAUAAUGGCAGAAUCUGAAACUGCCAUUGAAAAAGAGAAGGUAACUUUAGGUCAGGAAGAAAUUAGGAAGAAGGCUAUCCAAAUCAAGAACAUGUCUUUAAAGUUGCAGGAGAUGGACUGCUUUGCUUUAGGUACAAAUGGUGUUCUAAAUGAAAUGCGUCAGAGAGUUGAGGAUCUGGUUGAAGAGACAACUAGACAGAGGCAACAGGCUGCAGAAAACGGACAAGAGCUUUGUCGUGUGAAACGGGAAUUUGAGUCUCUGAAAUCUUUUGUUAGUGCUCUUAUCAGUGUGAGGGAAACACUUCUUUCAUCAGAGAAGCAAUUUCAAACUAUUGAGAGACUUUUUGAACGGCUAGUUGCUAAGACAACACAAUUGGAGGGUGAGAAGAUGCAAAAGGAGGCUGAAGUUCAGAAACUUAUGGAAGACAAUCUGAGGUUAACUGCCCUUCUUGACAAGAAGGAGGCUCAACUUUUGGCCUUGAAUGAGCAAUGCAAAGUAAUGGCCUUGAGUGCCUCAAACAUCUAAUCUAUUUUGCUUGUAUUGUACCACUGCUUGUUGGCAUGCAAUGAAAGAUGAAUCACGAAGAUUGUCAUGCAUCCAUGAUUGAAAUUUGCAAAUGUAAAAUUAGCUGUUGCUCUUCUUGUUGAUGUUGGAAAACUGAAUUCAGGAAGUAUGAAUCUAGUAAGUGUGCCAUUAGAAUAA